Molecule: messenger RNA, 1220 nt
Organism: Acromyrmex echinatior (Panamanian leafcutter ant)
Lineage: Eukaryota; Metazoa; Arthropoda; Insecta; Hymenoptera; Formicidae
Product: pleckstrin homology domain-containing family J member 1
Biological process (GO): endosome organization; retrograde transport, endosome to Golgi; receptor recycling
Cellular component (GO): early endosome; recycling endosome; trans-Golgi network
Source: RefSeq, a predicted model, not a curated record
ACUCGUUUCGUCGUACGUGAGAUCGUGCGAUAGGCGCUUAUCAUCGAGGAGUGUCGAGGAUUUUUUUUCCUGGCGAUUAUAUUAUCAAACGACGCAGGAGCGAAAGCACUCGUGCGAAGACGGGGGGGAGGAACGCGAAAAAACGUGCCCAUCGGCCCAUGUCGAUUGAUUGACGUGGGAGGCGAUCCUCGCAACCUGAUAUGCCGCGAUUAAUGUGACUAACGAAUCGAAGAUGGAAUAUUUCGUCAGGGCGCGACAACCCCUGUGACUGCUUGCGACACGUAUGUACAACGCGAUAACGUUAUCCGAGCCCCAGUCUGACAUGAGAUUCAAUGAUAAAGAGCUCGCAGAAGCGAGCUUUGGACCCGCGGACCUGGAGGGACGUCUAAACCACAAACGAGCCCAUAAGUCAGUAUUCAAAGAGAAAUGGUUCAAGCUACGGUACAAUCUACUAUUUUACUUCAAUAUCAAUGACUUGGGACAUAUCGAUAGGAGGCAACCUGCUGGGGUCAUCAUUUUAGAAAAUUACAACAUUAAUAUAGAUAAUUCGUCAGAGGGAGCAUUUGCGUUCAGCAUCUCGUUUCGUGAUGAGCCAGAGAAGCGGCAUAUAUUGAGUGGUCGAUCAGAGUCUCAAGUGGAACAGUGGGUAAAUGCACUUAAACAAGCAAGCUAUGAACACUGGAGAUCUCGCCUGAUCAUGCUUCAAGAAAGAUUGUGUAAAAAGACAGGGAAGGACCCGCUACUCAUGUAUCCCAGAAAUCAGGGUGUAGUGCGAGAUGAAGCUUGGGAACCUGCUACCAGUUUCAGAUCUCAUGUACGUUCGUUCACAACGUCGGUCGCGCCUACAUUGAAUACAAUAACGAGGGAAGUUAAUCUGAUAGAUCUUUAAUACAGAGGAAUAAUUUUAGACAAAUUAAAAUUAAUUUUUUUAAUUAUAAAAAAAUUACAUCACCAAAUUUAUAUUUUGGAGAAAUAUGCAUAUAUAUAUAUAUAUUGUCGAACGAAAGAAAGUUUGCGCAAAACUGCCAUAAGCAAGCGAGAUUUUAAGAUGCAAGUUCAAUAAGUAUGUACAAGCUUUAAUAAUUUAUAUCUUAUAAUAAUGUAACAUAAUAUACUGCAUAAAAUCUAUAUCACGUGCAAGACAGAAUGUAAAGGAAAAUAGAAUUAUUGCAGUCAGAUAAAGUAAUUAAUUUCAUAUAAUAGUAAUUUUAUUUGAUAUA